Molecule: messenger RNA, 2731 nt
Organism: Asparagus officinalis (garden asparagus)
Lineage: Eukaryota; Viridiplantae; Streptophyta; Magnoliopsida; Asparagales; Asparagaceae
Product: casein kinase 1-like protein 3
Exons: 16
Coding region: 129-1433 (434 amino acids)
Biological process (GO): peptidyl-serine phosphorylation; signal transduction; endocytosis
Cellular component (GO): cytoplasm; nucleus
Molecular function (GO): ATP binding; protein serine/threonine kinase activity
Source: RefSeq, a predicted model, not a curated record
CAACGUUGGCUCCUCAUCGUCGUCUUCCACACAAAAUUACUUAUCUGCCCUCUCCUCCCAAUACGAUCAAUCAAAACCCUAGGCGUUCGGUCGAUCGAUGCUCCUGCAAACAAACAAUCAGUUGACGAAUGGAGAGAAUCGUUGGAGGGAAGUACAAGUUAGGUCGUAAGAUCGGCAGCGGAUCCUUCGGAGAGAUUUAUCUUGCUACUCACGUCGAUACGUUCGAGAUCGUCGCCGCCAAGAUUGAAAAUAGCAAGACAAAACAUCCACAGUUGUUUUAUGAGGCCAAGCUCUAUAACAUUUUGCAAGGAGGAAGUGGUAUUGCGAGUAUAAAAUGGUGUGGUGUUGAUGGGGAGGACAACGUUCUUGUUAUCGAUUUGCUGGGUCCAAGUCUUGAAGAUUUGUUUGUCUAUUGUGGAAGAAAGUUCACUCUGAAAACUGUUCUACUGUUAGCUGAUCAAAUGAUUACAAGAAUAGAAUAUGUGCAUUCAAAGGGUUUCUUGCAUAGGGACAUCAAACCUGACAACUUCCUCAUGGGUCUUGGUCGAAAAGCAAAUCAGGUAUACUUAAUUGAUUUUGGGCUUGCAAAAAGAUAUCGAGAUUCCACUACCAAUCGCCACAUACCAUACAGGGAGAAUAAAAAUUUAACUGGCACUGCACGAUAUGCUAGCUGCAACACUCAUCUUGGCAUUGAGCAAAGCCGUCGAGAUGAUUUGGAAUCACUUGGUUAUGUUCUCUUGUACUUUCUGAGAGGAAGUCUUCCAUGGCAGGGCCUAAAAGCUGCCACAAAAAAACAGAAAUAUGAUAAGAUAUGUGAAAAGAAGCUUUCAACUCCUAUUGAGGUUUUAUGCAAAUCACAUCCUGUAGAAUUUGCUUCCUACUUCCAUUACUGCCACUCUUUGACAUUUGAUCAACGACCUGACUAUGGAUUUUUGAAGCGCCUGUUUCGAGACUUGUUUGCUCGUGAAGGAUAUGAAUUCGACUAUGUCUUUGACUGGACUGUCUUAAAAUAUCAGCAAAACCAAAGAUCUAACCCUCAGCCGCAACCUUCUCGAGCUUUAGGUGGGAUGAGAAGUCGAGCAAGGCCAUCAGAUGUUGACAACAAACAAGGUGGAAAUAAUUUUCCUCGUCAAGAUGAGAUGAAAGACCACAUAGAAUCAAGUAAUAUGCGCCCUCCAGUUCAGAUGCAAUUUAAAUCUUCAGCAGAUAGGCAACUGAAUUUUGAUAAUCAUGGUCUUGAGAAAAAGGGUGGUGACAAAUUAAAUGUGGCAUCUUCAUCAUUUGCUUUUUCAAGUGCACCAACAAAAAACAUUGUUGGCUCAAGACCAUCAGGAUCAACAGAUCCAUCCCAUCUUGGUCAGGAUGUGAGAAACAAUUUUGGUUCCUCUAGUAGCUGGAUUCCCACAUUCCAGAGGAAUGCUUCUGCAAAAUGAUUGGAAGGACUCUAAAAAUGAAUGAUCCUAAGGAGAAUAUUGUAGCACUCGUGGUGAGAUGUUUGUGAAGUCUUCAUUUGUUCGUCAUUUUCUGGAUUUAAAGGAUGCAUACUGAGCCUUGAUAAAGAUGAUCACAGAGUCAAACCUAAUGGGCAUGCUGCCCAUUUACAAAAGCAUGAUUGCUGUUGUUGAUUGCUACAUCAGUUUACUCUCAGUGAUCUAGCGUUUUAUGGUCUCAUCAACAUGAAUGAUAUGUCAAAUGCUCUCUUCAGUUUUUUGUUAAUAGAUCAUAUAAGUUUUCACCGGCUUACCUUUUGGGUUUCUUCAAAAUUCUGUGGGAUCCAUAUUGAUUCAGGGAUAUAGGUCCCUUAUUUAUUCUUGCCGUAUACUUUAGUCUGAAGUCCACAUGGUCCUCUGGAUUAAUUUAGCAUUAGACGCCCAAGACGUUCAUCAUCUGAUUGUACACCAUGAAACUAGAGCUCUGGGUGCCAGACUUCCCUGUGCUUUUUGUGGAGACUUUUAUUGGAUAGCUGAUAUUUCUGACCUAAUCCGCCGUAGCUGGGAAGCUGUAGAUGUAUAUUGCUUAUGGAGAUAUUCACUUUCAGAUCACACAACUGAAACUGUAUCUGGCUUCAGCUGGGGAAACAUGACUCAUUUUUUUAGUGAUGAGGAACUAUUACAGGUUUCAUCAGAUUGCAUGUUGUACUCAUGCAUCAGAGGAGACAUCUUUCCCAAAUAUCCCCGCUCUGUAUUUUCGUUCUUUAUUAUCCUACGGAGAUUCAGGUUCCAGUCUCCGUAAAUUGCAUUGUCCUUGAAUUCUUUGUGAUUAACCCGAGGGGGGCUAAAGUCCUAGUUAUAAAUGGGUGGAAGGCUAAGUAGUCAGGAUAAUCAAAGGGAUCCAACUUAUUUGUUAUAGGUAGCAAGUGACAGAAUCAGAUAUAUCAGCUGAAAAUUUGAAGGUCAGUAAUCCAGGUAAGCAAGGUACUUUUUUUUUCUUCCAUCAAUAGCUUUUAAACCCUUAAGUUGCUUUCCAGUCUAGAGAUACUAAUAAGACUGUUCAGUCAUGAAUUUGAGAUUUCAUUUAAAAAAAAUGAAUUUGAGGAUUUCAGCUCCUUCCUUUUUGCUUAAAAUUUUAAAUUCCUGUAAUUCAUUCCAAGUGAAUGCUAUCGCUAUCCUAUUUGCCUGGAACUGCUAGGUUUUCAUUAGGUCAUAAUUAUCUCUUAAAGCUAUUGGGCCUUCGAUGUAAUCACAUUAACUAUUAUUACAAGAAGCUUGGCGUAGCUACAUGAUUUAUUCCU